AUGUUUACUCUCCCAUGUAAUUUAGGAUCGAACCAUAUCUUCUUUCAUCUUGCUUUUUCUAUUUAUUUUCUUAUUCCGUUUUCUUCUCUCUUUUCAAGUUUCUUGUUUAUUUCAUAUAUUAAUUUCCUUCAUGUUUACAUUUCUUUCAUUGAUUUCGUUAUUUCUUUUUUUUUUCCCUUCCUUCAUGGAUUUAUUUUGGCCAGUUCUUUAUACUAUUUUUCAAACAUGAUUAUCUCCCUUGUUUUAUUUUGCAUCUCUCCCACCAUUUUCUUCUUUAAUCUUUGUGACUGUUCAUUACGACUUUCAUGUCCAUCCUCGCUUCCCUUUCUUCAUUCUUUCUUUACGUCAUUAUUUAAUUUUUUAUUUUAUUUUUCAUUUUUUUAUGUUCUCUUCUUUCUUUUCUUCUUCAUCUCCUACACUGUUACCUAUUUUCUUUUUUGUUUUUCUUUCAUCUUCUUUUUUCUUUUAUUGCCUUUGUUUCCACACAUUUUUCUUCUUCUCCUUUUCUGUUUCCAGUUUACUUCUCUCGCUUUCUUUUUUUCCUACCUUCUUCUUUCUUUUCUUUCUUCCUCUUUGUAUUUUCUAUUUCUUCGCUCCUCCUCCUUACAUAUUUUUUUCAUUCUUCUUUGUCUCCGUCUAUCCUUCCAUCCCAUUCUUCCUUUUGUCAGCACCACUUCUUUCUUUGUUACCUUUUUUUUUAUAGCGUCUUUUUUCCUUCAUAACUUUCUUUCUUUUAAUUAUUUUUUAAAAUUUUUCUACCUUUCUCUUUUUCGUUUAUUUUUUUCCCUUUGUAUUUUUUUCCGUUCUUUUUCCUACCUUCAUUCUUUGUCUUUCAUUUAUACUUCAUUUUUUUUUUUUAAUACUUCUUUUUGUCCCCUAUUUCAUUUUUUCUUUCGUCUAUUCGUUCUUCAUACUCCCUUUUUUCACUCUUUCACUGUAUUUACCUCAUUUGUCAUUCUUUUUUCAUUCGUCUGUAUUUCCUUCUUUCAGUUCUAUUUUUCUUUAGUCUUUUUCGGGCCGUUUUUCUUUCAUUACAUUUUAUUCCAUCCAUUUAAAAUCGUUUUUCUUUUCAUCCCCACUUUUUACGUUUUUUUCUUCACGAUUCUGCUUCUUUUUUGCUUUCCUUCUUCUUUCUUUACCUGUCUUUCUUUUCUUAUUUUCCUACUUUUUCUUCCGUUCAAUUUUCGGGCUUCCUUUUCUCCCUGCCUCUUUUCUCUCUCUCUCUCUCUCUCUCUCUUCUUUCUUUCUUCCUUCUUAUCUAUUUCCCACUGUCCUUUAUUUAUUAUUCCCUUUUUCAUUUUUCUUUCCCCCGCCAAUUAUAUAUAUAUAUCUUCUUCAUUUUUACCUUUUUCGCUUUCUGACUUGUUCGUUUAA
Molecule: messenger RNA, 1374 nt
Organism: Acanthosepion pharaonis
Lineage: Eukaryota; Metazoa; Mollusca; Cephalopoda; Sepiida; Sepiidae
Source: the annotation of a GenBank genome assembly